UCCUCUCUCCAAUUCCAAUAAUACACACACAUUCACAAUCUCCAAAUAAGGUUAAACACUAAAGCCACUUGAAUAGUUGUUCCAAUCAAAUAGAAUCACUUUUAUUUAUUAUCUACUUAAAUUUAUCAAGUUUAGUUAUGUUUUUAAUUCUUCUGAUUCACACUUAACUCUCGAUUCUAUCUAAUCAAUUUUUAAUAGUACUAUUGCUAAAUGUUGAUUAAAUACCCAUGGAAUCCACUGUGACAAUAAGCCUCAUCAUCUCUCAUCUCUCAUCUUUCAUUAUCAUCACCAUCAACUCUAUCUUGUUAACCAUUUCAUCUAUUACACACCUCAAUUACCAAUCAAUCUAAUUAAUUAACUGUUUUAUUAUUUUUCUGUUAAUCUUUGUGCUCGUUUUAAUUAUAAUCAAACCCUUUAACUGCCUAAAAAAGUCACUUUAUAUAUAAUUGUUUACAUGUGAUCUCUAUCAUCUCAUUUAUUACUAGUUAUGGAUCCAUUUUAUUAUAAACAAAGUACAAAUUUGAAAGGUUCACUUCGACCAGUUGAUAAAUCUAAGCCUCCGCCUAAGAAACCACCACCACAAGCACCUUCAACACAAGAUGCCGGAGGAGAUAUUAGUGCACCAAGGUUACCACCUAAACCUAAACGGGAGCAAGCAAGAGCUAUUUAUGAUUAUAAAGCUCAGAAUGAUGAUGAACUGACAAUUAGAAAGGGAGACAUUAUCAUUAUUUUAAGUAAAGGUGUGGAAGACGAAGGCUGGUGGAAAGGGGAGCUUAAUGGUAAAAUCGGUGUUUUUCCGGACAAUUAUAUUGAGGUUAUUAAAACAGCACCAAUGGAUGAAGUUAUUUUACCACUGAGGACAAAAAAACCUGAAAGAUUAAACGAGAAGCCACCACCUCCCUCUUGUAUUGGAUCACCAGGAGGCGGAAUUGGUUCAACCAAUCCAACCGGUUCUCAAACUAAAUUAAACAUCAGCGAGGUUGUGAGGAACAAUAAUAAUCUUAAAAGUACCCAACAAACGCCAUCAACAACAACAAUCACCACCGCCAUCACAAACAGCACAACAAAUACUAAUAGUACUUGUGGUAGUACCAAUAACAGUAAUAGCUCAACACUGACAAGCGCCAUAAACCCAUUGACAUCUUCUCUCACCAACUCAAUGGAGGAAGAAAAUUUGAGUUUCAUCUCACCCGUUGUUCCAAGUAAAAAGCCCAAGUUUCGAGCUCCUCCUGGUUCAAUAUCGAUACUUCCUGUAACCAGUUUGAUUAAAUCAAGUGUACUUGGUGGAUCCAAACCUGAUGUUGUAACUUCUAAUGAUACAGCAACAAAUAAAUUAGAUUCUAGUGGUAAUUGUAGCAAAGAAAGUAAAUCAAUGCCUGAUGAAAGGAUUAGCUCAAUAAUCAACGAGAAUGAAAUAAUUCUUGGAUCAUUAGACAGUACCAGAAGAUUAAAUCAUCCAACCGCUAACCGGGUAAAAGGACCUAAUCGUAGGCCACCUUCAAUGAUUGUUUUAACUAAAGAAGAUGAUAACGAUAAUGAUUUGGAUCUUUUUGAUGAACCAAAAUCAGAGAGCAAGAUUCACUCUUCGGCAACAUUAUCCUCCUUAAGUAGCACACCAGCCAGUAAUCCAACAACAACUUCACCCACAACAACAGCAACUACAACAGGGUCAACUAAUGAUUUGACAGAGAAAGAGAAGGUUCCAGCAAUUCCACCCUGGAUGAAGGAGUUGAAAAGGAGUCAAGCUGAAAGGCGAAUCAAAAACAGUGAUAACACCACUUCUGUCCUCGGCGGAGAGGAAACCCUCGGGGGUGCCAAUCAAGUGACACCUUUAUCUCCUACUAAAUCCAAUCCAUCUCGAUCAAUUUCACUUCCAGUUGAAAUUACUGAAACAAACUCAUCUCCAGUGUCUACAACCACAACGAUAACAACACCUUCAUCACCAUCAACUAUAAACUCACUACUUUCUGGUAAACCUUUGAAAGCAGCAAAACCAAGUGCUACAAGUAUAGUAACCACCACAAUCUCUGCCGUUACAGCAACUACAACAACAAUACCAACAACAAUAUCAUCAGCAAUAGUUUCCUCUUCCUCUUCAGGAUCAAUUUUAUCUUCCACUCCACCCAAAAGCCUGAGUAUCUCUAAUAUUAGUAAUAAAUCUGGUGAUUUUAGUUUAUCUCCAUUGAACAAGGGCGUCUCUGAUUUUUCCGAUAUUCAAGUAGAAUUGAAUAAUUUGAAAAAAUCCAUGGUACCUCGAAGAGACUACGAGGAUCUAGUUAAAAAGGUAAAUGAACUGACAGACAUGGUUGAGACGGUAAAGGAGUCCUACGGAUCUGUAGUUAGAGACUUAAUCAAUCAAGUCGCUGAAGCGCGGAAAAAUAUGGCCACAUUGGAAAUUGAGGUUGAUAGGCUGAGGAAAUUAUCCACGACUGUAUAAAGAAAUAAGCAGAUAGAUGAAGAAAACGAAGAAGAUGAAUCAGGGUGUGUGUGUAUAUAUUCGCCACGAGGAGGAACAAAUGACGGUGGGAAUGAGUGGAAAUUAUCAAGAUUUUUCAGAGAAAAAAAGCAAAAAUUGAGAGGAAAAUGUCACUAUUCGCUCGGAUUCACACAUAAUAUUCAAACAAUAUACACACACAAUCACAAUCUUCUCUAUUAACUUGAUUUAAUUGGCCACUUUUUUUGUUUGUUUGGAUGGUAAAUCAACUAAUCACUGCUGAACAAGAACAAUUACUAAAUCAUCUGCAUCUCUAACACUCGACAAAGAGAAAUGGAAAAGUUUUUCUUUGAGCAAAACCGGAAGCUCUUCCUUGACACAUACCAUAUAAACACACACACACACAUACACUUCAUUGGUCACUUGAUUAACUUACACAAUUUGAUAUCAACAAUUAACUCUUCAUGUUAAGUACAGUAUUAAUUUGAUCAUCAACCAUCAACAAUCAAGAUUUAGACUUAAUUCCUUAUUCUUUUUCUUUCUUUUCUUUUUAAAUUCUGGUCAAACAUCUUGAGCGUUUUUUUUCCAAUAUUAUUAUUAUUUCCUCGAAACUAUAUAAUAAUUAUCUCACCAAUUGAUGUUGAUGAAACAAUUAACCAUUUUACUUAUCAGAUAUUCCAAUUAAUUCUGAAUAGAGUUGCUGUUGAUUUCAAACGAAAUGAAAGUUAAUCAAUGAUUAUCAAUGUCAUUUUAAUGAUAUAUUAACUAUUAUAUUUUUGUUUUUGUUUCUUUGUCUUCUCUGUCUUUCUCUCUCUUUUUUUGUUUCUUCUUCUUGUCUUCUUCUUCUUCUUCAUCUUUGCUCUCUGUGUCUCUCCAAUCAUCCGAUGAAAUAACAACAAAUAAGUUUAUCUGUGAUCUUCAAAAAAAAGGAAAAAAAAAAUAACUGUCGUUAAAAAUUGACAAGAGAAUCUAUAAAAUCUCCGAAGAGAAGAAAAAAGAACAAACAAAUCAAGACAUGAAUGGAAUGAGAAAAACAAAAGAAUAUAUUUAUAUUUACAUUCUAUUGAUGAGAGAGAAGAAGUAAAAGAGAGAGAGAAAAAGAAAACUUCGAACCAUCAACGAAUUGUUCGCCUUGGAAUAUAUAUUAUUAUAUCUACAACUAUUAGUAAAGAAAAAUAAUUUUAUCAAUUUUACCAAAA
This is a messenger RNA of Panonychus citri (citrus red mite), 3633 nucleotides long. RefSeq names its product SH3 domain-containing kinase-binding protein 1-like. The coding region runs from base 488 to 2437 and encodes 649 amino acids. Gene Ontology annotation, molecular function: protein binding. The record is from RefSeq and is a predicted model, not a curated record. The transcript is spliced from 3 exons. NCBI's taxonomy places the organism in Eukaryota, Metazoa, Arthropoda, Arachnida, Trombidiformes, Tetranychidae.